AUGUCGAAUUUGCGUGAGCAUUCGUCAGAGUCCAUGUCAGGCCCAGACACCUCGGGCUUGAAGCCGUUAUCCAAUGCCAACGAUGACGACUUCCAUUCCUUGUCCAGCACCAACAAUCACGACCUGGCUCAGAUCCUCGACCGUGCCGGCAUCUCCAUCACGGGUGGGGGAUUCCCUCUCGAUGAUCCCGAGGACGAUGAUGAGGUAGAUGAGGACUAUGUUGCGGUCGACCAAGACGACGCGAAUGACUACCCUUACUGGUACCGACGGCCACCAACUCACCACCGCACCAAGCUGGACGAACUCCACCCAUUUGUACAACUCCUUUCCGCCUCGAACGUGGAGGAUUGUGUCGCAGUGGAAAAUGCCUUCCCGGAGCCAGAGCGCUGUUCGCGUGAGAAAUUCAUCUACCGCUUGACGCGCUGUCCGGAACUCAGCCUCGGCUUGUUCACAUUGCCCGUCCUUGACGAGAACCAGCCCAAACCCCGUCCCACCUUGGUCGGACACAUCAUCGCAACCCGCACCAGUGAGCCUUUGGUGACGGACCGCGCGAUGCGGCUACCCAAGGACUGGCACUCACAGCGCUGGACCUUUGAAGACAAUCAGGCCGUCGGACACGAGGAGGGUGGCAGCACCAUUGCAAUUCACUCGCUCGCAGUGCUCCCGGAGCAUCAAGGAAAGCAGGUCGGCAGCACUUUGCUCAAGUCUUACAUCCACCGGAUCCGGGAAGCCCAGAUUGCCGAGCGCAUCGCGAUCAUUGCCCACGAGCACCUGGUGCCUUUCUACGAGUCAUUCGGAUUUGAGUCGCGUGGUCCCAGCAAGUGUCAAUUUGGCGGAGGUGGCUGGGUGGAUUUGGUCUUGGAGUUUGGCAACGAUGGCAACGAGGAAAUGAAUUGA
Molecule: messenger RNA, 897 nt
Organism: Penicillium oxalicum
Lineage: Eukaryota; Fungi; Ascomycota; Eurotiomycetes; Eurotiales; Aspergillaceae
Product: polyamine acetyltransferase
Exons: 2
Coding region: 1-897 (298 amino acids)
Cellular component (GO): cytoplasm
Molecular function (GO): aralkylamine N-acetyltransferase activity
Source: RefSeq, a predicted model, not a curated record